This is a messenger RNA of Brassicogethes aeneus, 798 nucleotides long. The record is from the annotation of a GenBank genome assembly. Lineage: Eukaryota; Metazoa; Arthropoda; Insecta; Coleoptera; Nitidulidae.
AUGAUGUCAAAUUCUUUUGAUCAUGAAAACAGGGACAGUUGGUAUUUUGGUGCCAUAAACCGACAAGAAGCCACAGAUUUGUUAAUGAAUGAAAAAGAAGGUGGUGUAUUUCUGGUUCGGGAUAGUGCUUCAUGUGCUGGUGAUUAUGUACUUUGCGUCAAAGAGGACAGCAAAGUAAGCCAUUAUAUAAUAAACAAAAUACAAAACAACGAUGGGGUUAAAUACCGAAUUGGUGAUAGGACUUUUCCUGAUUUACCUAAAAUAUUAAGCUUUUACAAGUUGCAUUAUUUAGAUACUACUCCGCUUAUUAGGCCGGCUUCUAAGAAAGUCGAAAAAGUUAUUGCUAAAUUUGAUUUUACUAGCAAGGAAAAGGACGAUUUAUGCUUUAAGAAAGGGGACAUUUUAACAAUUGUUUUUAAGGAUGAGGAGCAAUGGUGGACUGCUAAAACUAGCGACGGAAAAACUGGACUCAUACCAGUGCCAUACGUUCAAAAACUUGAAGAUAGCCAUUCUCCAGUAGAUAACCCCAGACCGGGUUCUGGAGAGCCAAUCAGCAGUUUGGGGGCACAAUCUGAACCAGGGAGGCGAAGUCAAAUACAGCGAAAAUUGCCAGCCCAUGCUAGGGUGAAACAAGUGAGGGUGCCUAAUGCAUAUGAUGAGACUGCUUUAAAGCUAGAAAUUGGAGAUACAAUUCUUGUAACAAAAACGAACAUAAAUGGACAAUGGGAGGGAAUUUUGAAUGGUAAAACUGGUUAUUUUCCAUUCACUCAUGUUGAAUUCAUUGAAGAUGACACCUAA